Molecule: messenger RNA, 222 nt
Organism: Dibothriocephalus latus
Lineage: Eukaryota; Metazoa; Platyhelminthes; Cestoda; Diphyllobothriidea; Diphyllobothriidae
Source: the annotation of a GenBank genome assembly
AUGAACGGAGUCUCCAAUCCCGCCGGUGAUAGCCUCAACCGGUUAGUCAAUGUGGACAUCUGCGUCGCCGUAUCCACACCCUCAGGCCUCAUCACGCCCAUUGUACCCUCAGCUGAUACUCGUCCCAUAUCAGGCAUAUCUUCUCUAGUCAAGGAGUUGGCUGGCAAGGCCCGUGACAACAAGCUUCAGCCUCACGAAUUCACUGGUGGCAGUUUCACGUAA